UGGAAAACUAAAGAUGAAGCGGAGGAUGGAUGCGGACGAGAAGAGUGCUUCUGGAUCUAAGAAGCCUAAAGUUGACCCAAAACUCUCAGGCAACACUGCAGAUGGUGUACACCUAAAGAGACAGCUGGGUGCAUUUACAUGCAGUUACUGUGGUGAUAAGGGGCAUACAAAGAGAAGCUGCAAAAAGAAAAAAGAUGCUGAUGCUGCUACUGCUGCUGCUGCAGCAGCAGCCGCUGCCACUGCCGCCAAGGCAGCUGAGAAGAAGAAAAAUGAUGAAGUUCAUACUGUGCCAGAGAAGCCGGUUCAUCAACCCCAAGACGUGUCUGGCCAAGCAGAUUUGGGAAGCAAUCCCCAGGAGAUCGAAUUAACUCAGCCUUCUGCUUCUGAGCAAGAGGAUUCUGAAAAGGAUCCUGCACCGAAAAGACCUUCCAAGCUGUCACCACGAAGACGAUCCUCUAAUCAGCCAACCGCACCAACAGUGAAUCCCUUGCAGGGUGCAUCUUCAGUAACAUCUUCAAAGUUUGCCAACUUGAUGCAGUUCAUCCCAACGCCAGGAUUUAGGCCUCCAAGAAAGAAGAAUUGAAUACUAGAUAUAUGUACU
Molecule: messenger RNA, 601 nt
Organism: Arachis ipaensis
Lineage: Eukaryota; Viridiplantae; Streptophyta; Magnoliopsida; Fabales; Fabaceae
Molecular function (GO): nucleic acid binding; zinc ion binding
Source: RefSeq, a predicted model, not a curated record